This is a messenger RNA of Symbiodinium sp. CCMP2592, 2295 nucleotides long. Lineage: Eukaryota; Dinophyceae; Suessiales; Symbiodiniaceae. The record is from the annotation of a GenBank genome assembly.
AUGGACCCUGCGCAGAUGUGCCAACCUGAACCCGAACGUAAGUCGUCCCUGGUGCUCCUCCGCGAGCCUCGGAAACGCCUGGGCGGGACAAGCUCCAGACGUGCUCCCAGCAGACCGCAGCGACCUCUACGAGGAUCGAGCCCCAAUGAGGAUGCGCCUCCGAACAGAUCCGACCGCCGCACCACAGAGAGCAAUCGGAGCGCUCCGGUCGCCACAGCUCCGAGCCGCUGCGGAGGGACGGAGGCAGCGCCGGUUGCGCCGCUGCGCAGGGCUGUGCCUGUGCCGACCAGAGAGCCCGUAGCUUUGCCUGUGCCGACGGCUCGAAGUCGCGAGGAGAGCGAGAGUGCGCAAGGAACGAAAUCUGCCCAAAGCAUUCCUACAGGCUCCACCUCUCUGGUGGAACUCAUCGACCGUGGCACCUAUGGCAUGGGGCCUGCUGGGCGUCGGGCGCCUUCCCGUGCCCCCUCCGCUUCCGCACGCCGCGCCGAGUCCCUGCCACCCCAAGCUCAGGCUCGAGUUUGGGCAGCUCCCUCCGAGGAGCCACGGAGAGGGAUGUGGGACCAGGGCACCCGAGCAAGCUUGGAGCAGGCCGCCCGAGCCAGCCUCACCAGCCGCCAGAGUCAACUGCGUGCCAGGAGUGCCUGGCCCGAGGGAACCGAGCGAAGGACCGAGGAUUCGGAUCCCUGGGCUGCGUACUUCAACCCAGAGCUCCGGACCAGCAAGGAGGAGGCCAUGCCGGUGUGGGGCAAGCUGCCGCUAAGGCUUAAGCGCGAGCGAAGUCAGAGACCAGUGAAGGAGGGCACGGCGGAGCUCACCACGGGGCAUAUCCCCGUCCUAAGGGAUGAGUCCAUCAACUGCCUGCUCGGGGGCCCCGAUGGAACAGAGGGCUUCUAUGCCGAUGGCACCUUCGGCCGUGGUGGCCACUCCACGGAGAUUCUACGUCGCUUGUCCGACUCGGGGCGACUCUGGGCCUUCGACGUGGACCCCAAUGCGAUCGCUGUGGGCCGGAAGCUCGAAGAGCUGGACCAGCGCUUUUCGAUGAUUCAUCGGCCCUUUGCGGAUGUCCAUAAAAGCAUUCCUGAUGGGCUGGAGUUGUCGGGAAUGCUUCUGGACAUAGGCUUCUCUUCGCCUCAGGUUGACGAUGGGGGCCGUGGCUGGAGCUGCUACCAAGAUGGCCCGCUAGACCUUCGCAUGAAUUUCAAGGCCGGGAUACCUGCCUGGAAGUGGUUGCAGACGGCAACCCCUGGAGAGUUGGCAUGGGUGGUCUACGAGAACGGCGAGGAUGACGAUCCGAUCCUUUGCCACCGGAUUGCUGAGGCGGCACUCGAGCGGCAGCGGCGUUGUGGGCCCUACACCUCCACCCUGGAGCUCUCUACCUGCAUACAAGAAGUCAAGCAUGGCUUAGACGACCGUCGCCAGCAUCCUGCGAAGCUGGCAUUUCAGGGCAUCCGCAACUUCAUCAAUCAGGAGAUGCAGCAGCUGGCGGAUGCUAUGAGUGCCCAGUUCCAGCGACUGAAGUACGGCGGCCGGGCCGUUGUGAUCACCUUCAAGCCACGAGAGGAGCAGGUCUUAGAGAACUGGCUCAGGCAAAACGAGGACGGCUGGGCCAGCCCGCUGGCAUCGCAGGUGUCACCUGACCGCCUGGGUGAGCUCUUUCCCUUGCUCUCCAGCGUGCAGCCCUACGCGGCCCGACGGCUCAUGGCGCCGAUUCGGCCCUCUGCCGAGGAAGUACGGCGCAACUCCAGGUCUCGAUCUGCAAUGGUCCACACCUUCAUCAAGGAGCCUCGGCGCCCUCCCUUCCAGAAAGUGGGCCCUUGUUUGCGGAGCUCAGGAAGCUCCAAUGGCAAGCCUGGAGACUGGCUCUGUACCCACUGCCGAGGAGUCAAUGCAGCGCACAGUGAGACUUGCCAGAAGUGUCGACGACCAAGACCUACUUGGCAAGCUCCCGUGGCUCGAAAAGCCUCGCGGCGGUGCGUCAGCAGCUACGUCGAGGUCUCCAAAGCUUUGGGCCAAGGAUGGAGCCCGCGCUCCGUUGGCCAGGCGCUGAAGCGGAAUCCCCACGCCCCCGUGGUGCCGUGCCACCGCAUCGUGCGAGCCGACCGCUCACUGGGCGGCUACUUCGGGGCGACGUCCCUGGAAGAUGCCCAGGUGAAGACCAAGGUGCGCCUGCUUGAGGAGGAGGGUGUCCUCCUGGAGCGCAAGUGCGAUGCGCUCCUCGUGAAAGCCGAGUGCUUCUGGCACUUCCCCGCGAGGGUCGACUUGGAGGCGUCUGGGUAUACCUUGAGGACCAAAUGA